AUGCCCGAGGUCAGCGAAACGAGUCCCUCACUUGGUUCUGGUCAGUCGAAGUCGACCUUGGGGGUCCCAAUCACUCGUGGAAUGAGGAAUUUUACCGAGUUCAUUGGCUCCGGGCAAAGGCACUACGGGAUCGAUGGAAGGAAGAAAAUGAUGUUGGUCCAAUUGGAGAUGGAUUGGACAUGUAACUUUUUCUUGUGGAAAGCAACCCAAUGGGGUGACAGGAUGCGCGAAUCAUUGGUGAAACACCUUCCGGGUCAUGCAUGCUACUCGGGAAGGCAAUCCCAAAUGUAUUCAUUUCUGGCACAGGAUGCCCAGGCAGCAUUUCAAGACCUGAAGACCGGGUUUAUAGAUGCUCGAGAUGAAUGA
Molecule: messenger RNA, 366 nt
Organism: Suillus subalutaceus
Lineage: Eukaryota; Fungi; Basidiomycota; Agaricomycetes; Boletales; Suillaceae
Exons: 2
Coding region: 1-366 (121 amino acids)
Source: RefSeq, a predicted model, not a curated record